Molecule: messenger RNA, 3779 nt
Organism: Seriola dumerili (greater amberjack)
Lineage: Eukaryota; Metazoa; Chordata; Actinopteri; Carangiformes; Carangidae
Gene: tmem198ab
Product: transmembrane protein 198-B-like
Exons: 5
Coding region: 513-1607 (364 amino acids)
Biological process (GO): positive regulation of canonical Wnt signaling pathway
Cellular component (GO): cytoplasmic vesicle; plasma membrane
Source: RefSeq, a predicted model, not a curated record
ACUACGUCCCCGAGAGAGGCUCCAUAUCCUCCCUCCAUCCCUCCAUCCAGACCGGAGCCUUGCCUCACAUUCACACACACACACAAACACACACACACACACACACACACACACUCCUGCUCCAUGUCCGGAAUGUAACCCGGGUUAUUCUUCAUUUGAGCCCGGCUCCUGUGUCCUCCUUUUUUCAGCCCCCAUGGAGGACUGAGUGAGGUCGGGAUCCAGCGCCCUGCAGGCUGCCGGGGAGAGAGGGAGCUCCACACCGACGGAAGCACACCCAGGUCGGGGACGGCAGCGUUGGAAAUGGUCGGUGUUUCUGGUUCUGGAGGCUCCUUUUACCGUCAUGUGAACGAAGCCGAGGCGCGUCAACCUGCCGGGGAUGACGGUGAAACCAUGCGGCUGGACAGCGCUCCGUAGCCUCCCCUGUCCCUCGCCUCCCACCUGAUCACCUCAUCUCCUCCUCCAUCUCUCCUCUCCGCCUCCUCUCUCCCUCCGUCUCUCUCCUCCCGUUCGCCAUGACGACCUCCCUGGAGACGCUGCUGUCCCAGUCCGACCAGGAGCUGAGCCCCGAGCGGCUGGACGGCUGCGAGGACUCGGUCGGCCGCUACAAGGUGGUUCCCUCCGUGGUGUGCUCCAUGUGCUGCCUGUUCGGCAUCAUUUACUGCUUCUUCGGCUACCGCUGCUUCAAAGCGGUGAUGUUCCUGACGGGCCUGAUGUUCGGCUCCGUCGUCAUCUUCAUGCUCUGCUACAAGGAGCGCGUGCUGGACACCCAGCUGAGCGUGGAGGCCUCGGUGGGCAUCGGCCUGGGCAUCGGCACGCUCUGCGGCCUGGUCACCAUGCUGGUUCGCAGCGUGGGCCUCUUUAUGGUGGGCCUGCUGCUGGGCCUGCUGGUGGCCGUGGCCACCCUGGUGGGCAUGGAGGAGCUUUCCGACAGCCCGCCGCGCUCCGUCUGGGUGCCCCUGGGCGUGCUGCUUGGCCUGGGCAUGCUGUUCGCCGUGCUCACCCUGCAGUGGCAGCGGCUCUUCACCACGCUGUCCACGGCGGUGUUCGGCGCGGCCGUCAUCACCGUGGCGUUGGACUACUUCGUGGAGCUCUUCGCCCUCGUGUUGUACAUGUACGAACGGAUGAAAGCGGCGCCCGGCAAGCCUGUGUGUUGGCUGACGUGGGUGGUGCUGGGGGUGUGGCCUGCCCUCACCCUGCUGGGUGUCAUGGUGCAGUGGAAGGUGACCGCGGAGGGAUACUCCCACACCAAGGUGAUCAUCAGCCGGCAGCAGAGGAGGAUGCAGGUGAUGCGGAUCCGUCAGCGAGACGACCGCUUCCGCAACAAGAAGAAGAAGAAGCAGCAGCAUGGCUCCUCCUCCCACCAUCACCACCAGGCCAAGCAGCUCCACACAGAGCCCGCCUACCGCCGCAAGCCCAACCCCAUCCGCCGCUACGACACCGACGUCCUGUCACCGAGCUACAUCCAGAGUUUCAGAGACCGGCAGGUGCAGGCGCAGCCCUUCCCGGGGCGGCUGGUUGGAGGAGCCCACGCCGUGGUGGAUGUUGGCUAUGACUGCGGCUCCACGGCGCCCCUCGCUGGGGCAGCAGGACCUUCGCUGCGGGUCUGACCACCUCUCCUGAGCACACCACAAACCAGGGAGAGAAACAUGACUCUACAAUCACCACCCGGGCGGGGUGUCGCCACGCCUGUACGAGAACAAACCACCACUGGGGUUAAAUGCAAAGAUUCUAGGUUUAAAUACAAUCUGGGUUUAGCCUCCACCCCUAAGAGGAUUAGAAUGAAUAUGUUGAGGGCUGGAUUUACCCACAAUGCAACACGUUUAACCCUUUACUAAUUCAGUUUUAGAUCAUGAGGCUCUGCUGUCCUGGUGGAUGCCUGCUGGAGAGUCAGUGCGGUGCAGAGGUCUGUUCGACCUCUUUUCACUGUCUCUCCGUAGAUUCAGAUGCACACAUGCAUGCAUGCACUUACACACACACACACACACACACACACACACACACACACACACACACACACACACACACACACACACACGUGGAAACCCGAAGCAGCACCGACCUGUCAGUCACCAUCUCAAGCCAAAACCACAUCAGGGAUCGGAGCUUCAGACCCGCCUCAGGUUCAAACACAGGCAUCGUACGGAAAAUCAAAAUACAACUUUGCCCUGGUUCAGCUGUUUCUACUGCUGACGCUGAAGAAACUAGAUCCUCAGCCUCUUAACGACCCGACAGCGUUCGUCUAAAGGGAAGGAGAGGCCCUUCGAUGCAAACUGGGAUCCUUCAUUCGCUCUCUGUGCCAUCCGGACUACAACAAUCCUCUUUACUGUUGUUUUUAAAGGGGGGAACCCUGGUCAUCCUUGGUGCUGGACGAUGCAGGACGUCUCUCUGAAGGCUGGGGAGUCUGUUUUAACGGGUGCCUUGCCCCUCCGUGGACUGUACCAACAGCAUCAGGAGGGGGGUUACUGGCAGAUCUCCCAUCGAUGGCUUGUUUUUGCAUUAAGUGUGAUCACUGGAAGAUUUUUUAAAGGAGGGAGGGGGGUGGGGGGCUACAACAAGCAGGGUAUAAAACACUGGCGUGUGGUUGGCUUGUUGUCUUCACAGAUGCCUGGAUAUGUGAGGAGGAUUUGCUGGCGAGUCAUAUUUACACUGGCACCUCAUGAGAGUCGCCCGACACACAUGGAGGAGGAUUUUAGAGAUAAAAACAUAUGUCUGAGAUUAUUUAACAUUUGCACUGCAGUGCAGACUGUCGGCUCUCCAAGAGUAGGAGUUAUAUUUUUAUUUAUGUUGUUGCACUCUCUCCAUCAUCUGUGGUCAGCUCCGUUGAUGAGGCAGGACGACACCUUCUUCCUGUUUUGUGCCAUAAAAUAAUACAGAAACAUUUUGGGAGGAAAUUUGUGGAUCAAAGUUUUAAAGUUUAAAGUUUAACUGAAAUUAAAAUCAGUACAUAUACAGUAUCAUAAUGUUUUUUACCAAGAAGAAGAAAUGUAAGAUUUAUUCAUUGAUCUACAGCGGUUUUCACAGUUGUACGGUAUUUUGUUGUUUGCUGCCUUAUUAUUUUUAACUACAGGCACGCAAUGAAUCUUGGGAUAGGUUGCCCUGGAUUUCCCGCCACAAUGUGACCAUUUAAAAAAAUAAUAAUAAUAAAUGAGUUUUAAUUAUAAUUAAAUGCGCCUCCUUGAACGCACCUUCAACAACAGAGGUGUCAGUGUAAAUAGGUCUCAGAGGGUCUGAGUGAGGAGAGCGGACUCGUGGCCUCCUCCCAUCAUGUGCAUUGAUUUUCUUUAUUCGGGGACACAGUGAAGAUGUGAAUGCUUUGUAAACAUCUUUACCUUUCGUUUUUUUUAUUAAAGGAAAAGCAGACAAGUGUGUGGGGGAGGGAGGGAGGGAGGGAGGGGGUUACGUUUUUAUUCGUCCGCGGUGAACUGAAAUGCAUGAUCGCACCCCUCCAUCCCCCUCUGCUCCGCCCCGCGUGGCUUCGUUUUGCCUCCCACCUUCCACCUUCUCAUGUGCAUCGAUGUGAAACUUGUACAUAAAACACAGCACUUACUAACUUCUUCUUCUUCUUUUGUUAUUUUUACAUUUUCUCUUUUAAUUUAAACCUUUUUCUUUUUCUUUUGUGCGACAUGUUCUUUUCCUGUGGGAUGUAUUUAUUUGCUGAUUUAUUUAUUUCUGUAAAGGAGAGUGCAAUGUCUUCACUGUAGGCCAGUAACUCCAUGCUUUAUUUAAACUGAUUAUGACUAUGAUUAUUAAAGCAUGUGUUCCUAUGGGCCUGUAAACCA